GGAUAACUGAGGCAGCACAGUAAGAUAAUACUGUUCUCAUUUCAUGCAGACAUGGUUAACCUUUCUUGCACAUCAGGUCUCUAGACACGGGUGUCAAAAACGUUCAGAUACAAGUCUAAUUCAUCACCACUUAAAUCCCAGUACAUGCAGCGUCCGCAUGACGUCAUCGGCGUGCGACUUUAUUUACUUGUGGUCCAGUUCGCCGCUGCCCCGCUGCAAUGGAAGUAAACAGGGACGAAGCGGAGCGUUGCAUUGACAUUGCAACUGCGGCGUUGACCGGCGGCCACCCGGAUAAGGCUCAGAGGUUCCUGGAGAAGGCGCAGAGACUGUUUCCCACCGAGAAAGCAAAGGCACUUCUGGAGCUAAUAGCAAAGAAUGGAUUCACACCCAGACAAGGCGGUCACUCAGACUUCAACGGGGUCCCCAGGCCUCGAAUGCAACAUCAGCCAACCAGUAAUAAUACCAGACCUGAAGAGAAGGCUUCAGAGACAUCAAAACCCUACACAGCUGAUCAGCUAGAUGCUGUGAGGAGGAUAAAACAAUGCAAAGACUUCUAUGAAAUUCUCGGGGUCCAGGCUGACGCUCCUGAAGAUGAACUCAAAAGAUCGUACAGAAAACUCGCUUUGAAAUUCCAUCCGGAUAAAAACCACGCUCCAGGUGCUACAGAGGCUUUUAAAGCUAUUGGAAAUGCGUAUGCUGUUCUGAGUAAUGCAAACAAAAGAAAACAGUACGAUCAGUGUGGAGAAGAGAGGAGGCAUCCUUCAGGCCCAGACAAUGAAAACUUUGAGCCGGACAUUUCACCUGAAGACCUCUUUAAUAUGUUCUUUGGUGGAGGUUACCCAACAAGUAAUGCUAAUGUGUUUCCCAAUGGGCGGAUGCGUCAGCCAAGGCGGGAGAGAAGAGAGCGGCCGCGAGAUGGAGGCCUGGCUCUCUUUGUGCAGAUCAUGCCAAUCCUCAUCCUGGUUAUUGUGUCAGCACUCAGUCAGAUCAUGGUGAACAGCCCCCCCUACAGCCUCAGCUACAGACCGUCAGCGGGUUACACGCAGAAGAGGCUGACUGAGAACCUGAAGGUGCCAUAUUAUGUGGGGGAGCAGAUCUCCAGGGAGUUGACGGGAGGGAAUCUGAAGAAUUUGGAGAGGACGGUUGAGGAUGAUUAUAUUUCCAACCUGCGUAAUAACUGCUGGAAGGAGAAACAGCAAAAAGAGGGCAUGCUCUACAGAGCUCGCUAUUUCGGUGACACCGAUCUGUAUCAGAGAGCUCAGAGGGCCCGCACACCGAGCUGCGCCAAGCUGUCAGAGAUCACAGCUUCACUACAUGGAUGAGGCUACUUUCAUCAUCAAAAAGUUUCCAGAAUCAACACAAAAGAUAACCGGCUGUAAAUAAAUGAGCUUUAAGUAUCAGGAAACUGAAGACGAAUCAACAAGUAACUCGAACAAACCAGCAACGAUCUGCAUCAAAAUGACCACAUGAACUGGUUGAAACCAUUUCAGUGGAAUCCUAGUCUGUGAAAUGAAAACAUGAAGUUAUUUUAGUGUUUGAAAAAAAAAAAGGAAAAGCCACUUUAAAUAAGCUUGUCCUGCUGACGAGAUAAAGGGGUUUUGGACUACCUCCAAGCCCCAGUUGUGACUGAGAGCCAUGAUGAAGCAGGCGGGGGGCCUCUUCAUCGUUUUUUUUUUUUCUGCAAACGCAGCAAGAAACCAGAGCGUAGAUACAGUCGCACAGAUGUUAUUUAUGUCGUAGCUGUUUAGAAACCACAACGAAUGCUUCCUCUUUCUUUUCAUGCCGUUAGAUCAGCAGAGGAGACAAGUCCAAGGGAGAGUUGCUGUUUUUGCUUCAAAUGCACAUUCUGAAACUAUGCAGGAAUAAUGUGAAACCUCUGAUGAAUAUACACUUGUGUAUUUGUUUGACACUUUACAACUUAUUUGUCUUCUGCUGCUGCUGCUGUGUGUGAGAGACAAUAUUUAGGAAAUGUCCCUUUACACUUAGCCUCUUUUAACUGUAUUAAUUAUAGAACCGUGUAGAAUUUAUUUGUGUUCAUUCACAAUCAAAGCUAAGAGAAGAAAUAGACGUAGUUACCCCACAAGGUGGGACUGUAAGAGUUCUGGUUUCACAACCAAAUGUCUAAUGAAUGACUGAUGGAAUGAGCAUUUUUGUCACACUUAUUGUAUGCCAUUUAUUUAACGACUUAUUUAUUUAAAAGAAAAUAUGUUAUCAGACUAAGAAAAUAAUCCAACCCUUGCUCACUUUUUCCACCCUGUUUUUACUCCCAGAUGAAAUAAAAUAUGGAUGCUUGAAA
Molecule: messenger RNA, 2296 nt
Organism: Notolabrus celidotus (New Zealand spotty)
Lineage: Eukaryota; Metazoa; Chordata; Actinopteri; Labriformes; Labridae
Gene: dnajb12b
Product: DnaJ heat shock protein family (Hsp40) member B12b
Exons: 9
Coding region: 219-1322 (367 amino acids)
Biological process (GO): cellular response to misfolded protein
Cellular component (GO): endoplasmic reticulum membrane
Molecular function (GO): Hsp70 protein binding
Source: RefSeq, a predicted model, not a curated record